Messenger RNA from Homarus americanus (American lobster), 894 nucleotides. RefSeq names its product cuticle protein AMP4-like. Gene Ontology annotation, molecular function: structural constituent of chitin-based larval cuticle. NCBI's taxonomy places the organism in Eukaryota, Metazoa, Arthropoda, Malacostraca, Decapoda, Nephropidae. The transcript has 3 exons. The record is from RefSeq and is a predicted model, not a curated record. Bases 58 to 435 code for a protein of 125 amino acids. Gene Ontology annotation, cellular component: chitin-based extracellular matrix.
AGCAUCACCAUUGUCAGGCAGCUCUUCCUUCUCGUCUCUCCUACAUAUCUGUUCAUCAUGAAGCUCGUGGUCCUCGCCUGCUUGGCCGCCGUGGUCGUCGCCGCACCUCGCCCUCAGCAGGAAAUCAUCGAAAUUGUCCGCGACGAGCGCCAGGACUCAGGCGACGGCAACUUCAAAUAUGAGUUCGAGACAGCCAAUGGUAUUGUUGUUUCAGCCGUCGGAACUCCGGGAGAGACUGGACAGAGUAACAUCGAGGGCGUCUUCAGGUUCCCCCUCCCCGACGGCAGCAUCGCUGAGGUCCGCUACGUCGCUGACGAGAACGGCUUCAAGCCUGAGUCUGACCUGCUGCCCACCCCCUACCCCCUCCCCGCCCACGCCAUCGAGCAGAUAGCCAUCGCCGAGCAGCAGCUGGCUGACGGCAUCACCUUCGAGUAAGAAUGAAGUUGACUCAAUCAUUCGCCGAUGUGGUGAACCUUCCCGAGGCCAUUAAAAACGGAACAGAUGUCGACCUUAAUUGUCCAUUUUUACAUGCUAGUCCAUACUUCUCUUACCGUGUCUUGUUCAUCUGAUGUAAGAGACCUACAUAUAGUAUAUAUUUUUGUGGCGCCACCUACUUCCAUUAGCUAGUUACUAUCCUGCUUGGCUGAUUUCGCUUUUUUGUUUGGAUACUUAUAUUUCUUGCCUCAUAGUUCUCUUUCACUUAUAUCUUUCCUCACGUACUCGAGCAGUCUUCCUCUGUGUACUUAAACCUCCUCAUAUCACACUUCAUCAUCUAACUGUACUUAUAUUUUCUUACACGACACUUGUUAGAUACUUAAAUCUUACCCUCAUCUAAUCUGUAUAUUCCCUGGGGUGAAGAAGUGUAUAUACACAAUAAAUAUACCAGCAAACUGA